Molecule: messenger RNA, 928 nt
Organism: Chironomus riparius
Lineage: Eukaryota; Metazoa; Arthropoda; Insecta; Diptera; Chironomidae
Source: the annotation of a GenBank genome assembly
CCAAAAAACAACAACAACACACGAAUUUCACAAAUAAAGUUACAUUUGUUAAAUAAGCUUAAAAUACAGAUAUUUAACAAUUAAAUUGUUGAUAAACUAAUAGUGUCUGUUGUUAUUCUUAAAGCUACAAAAAGAUAUUGAAAAUGGAUGAUAGCUUUGGAGGUGGGUUUACUCAGACUAAUGUUGAUCAGAAGACCGAGAGCAAAGCAGAGGGAACUCUGCCAGUUUUCAUUAAAAUGAUCCACAAUCAACCAGAUGAUGUCAUAGAUCUUUAUGGAUUCGAAUAUAAAAUGGUAACAGUCGUUGCUAUUGUAAAAGAGAUCGAACAUACAUCCACAAAAAUCACAUACUCAAUGGAGGAUAUUACAGGCAAAAUAAAAGCACAUUACUGGAUUGACGAGGAAGAAACGGUUGGGUCAUCAAAUAUCAUGAUCAAUAGCUAUGCACGAGUUGUCGGUGCUUUAAGAUCGCAAGGCGAUGCAAAAUCAAUCAUGAUCUACAAAAUACAUCCAGUAAACGGAAUCAACGAAGUCAGUACACACUACAUUGAAGUUAUAAAUGCAAGAUUCCAAGCUGAAAGUUUCGCAAAUGCUGAUGGCAAGCCAAUGAAUGGAAACGUACAGAAAAUGGAUGUAGAUGGUCAUCAACAAACGACAGCAGCAGCUCCAGCUGAUAGUGGAUUAGAAGGUUUAAAUGCCAAAGAAAAGGUUGUCUUUAAAAUGAUUCAGGGAGCACUAGCCGAUCAAAGUGAGACUGGAUAUGGACGAGAUGAAAUUAUAGCUCGAUUCCCUCACUUUUCAGAAGAUGAGAUUAAUGCGAUGCUCGGCAAAAUGACGUUCGAAGGUUUAAUAUACACGACAGUUGAUAACGACCAUUUCCAAGCGUGCUAUUAAUCAGCAAAAAAAAAAAAACGUAAAUUUAAAACAAA